Messenger RNA from Pochonia chlamydosporia 170, 1746 nucleotides. Its product is annotated as ring finger domain-containing protein. The record is from RefSeq and is a predicted model, not a curated record. Gene Ontology annotation, cellular component: ubiquitin ligase complex; cytoplasm. The transcript is spliced from 2 exons. Bases 1 to 1746 code for a protein of 581 amino acids. Gene Ontology annotation, biological process: protein polyubiquitination; ubiquitin-dependent protein catabolic process; positive regulation of proteasomal ubiquitin-dependent protein catabolic process. Lineage: Eukaryota; Fungi; Ascomycota; Sordariomycetes; Hypocreales; Clavicipitaceae. Gene Ontology annotation, molecular function: zinc ion binding; ubiquitin protein ligase activity; ubiquitin conjugating enzyme binding.
AUGCUGCGGUCCUUUAAGAAAAAGGCCGAAGCUGCGUUCCGCAAGGGUAGGUCUCAGAAAUUCCCUUCAGACGAGACUUUGCAACCGACUACGAUUGAAUCAAUACCUCCACCAUCAACGGAAUCGUCUGCAGUGUCCGUACGAAGCUCUCUGCGCGAUUUGGUACCACCCGAUAUCGAAGAACUUCUUCAAGCCCAACCAUCGGAGUCGGAGACAGAAGUAGAGCUGCAGCCGGAGCCAAGUCCAGAACCAGAGACUGCACCCGCCGCCCAAGAACCGGAUCCUUAUGCUUCCAAAUAUGUACCAUUUGCGGAAGCUUCCAUGCUGAGAGGAAAUAUUCUGAGUCAACCGGCUUCGUACUAUGGGCGCGUAAACGCUUCCAUUAUGCAAGGGUUUGGAGGAGACGACGAGUCGAUUUGGCUGGUUGAUGAUGAGGAAACGGACGAGGAAGAUAAAAAUGCGGAUGAGGAACAACCUGAGCAGGAUGAGACUAAUGUUGUAUCGAAUAAAGAAGUCACUUCAGAUUUGGAACAAAAAGAUAUUCAGAAUUCCGGCUCUGGAGUUGAUGCCAGGGCAACAGAAGACACACAUGUUGAGAAGACUGAGGUUCCGGAACCAGAAGCUGAACCAGGCGUCGUGUCAUUGUCAACAAAAGCUGAGGAUAUCAUGCCACCUACCUUGAAACCGGGAUACGCGCCAAUUUCAGCAUCAAUACUAGCCGGAUUCGACUUGGAAGAGACACCACAGACACAACCCAGUUCCGAAACUGAACCGCAACCAAGCUCAGAACAGGAACCGACAACAGAGCAACAGGACAAUCUAAACCCGUACGUUGCCCUGUUAGAAAAGCAAAACCACUCCAUGACAAUAACCUACCUACGGCACCUAAACCAAACCGAGGGCCAAGACGCAGCGGAUGAAUUCAGCUUCGGCCAACGAUACCAAGUCAACGGCUCCAACAUCGUCGUCUCUCGCCAACGACUCCCCCGGGAGCAUCUAUCCGGGCAUCAAGAAUGCAAAAUAUGCACCGUCACCAAAGCCGUUGAUCAGUUCCCCCGCUUCACAGUCACUGCCUCGUGCACACACCCCCCCCCAGACAUGUCUAGAAUGCGUCAGCUCCUCCAUCAAAUCCGACUUGGAGAGCAAGAUGUGGACAGAGGUCCGGUGCGCAGAGUGCAGAGCAUACCUCGAUUAUGCGGACAUCCAACGAUACGCAGACGUCAUCACUUUUCUAAGGUAUAUACCUCCCCAGAGUCCUUAGACGCAGCUAAUGGAAGUAGAUAUGAGCAACUCGCCAUGAGGGCAGCCAUGUCCCAAUCCCCCAACUUCAUCUGGUGCACUUCCCCCUGCGGCUCGGGCCAAAUCCACGAUCCUUCCUCCCCCCUCGUUACGUGUCUGCACUGCGGGCACAAAAGCUGUUUUACGCACCAGAUCUCAUGGCAUGAGAAUCUGACGUGCGCCCAGUACGACAGUCUUCUUGCUGAUCCUGAGAGUUUUGAGAUUUCGAACGAUGAUGCGACACGGGCGUUGGUAAGGGAUACGCUUGCGCAUGAUAAGACGGAGAGUGAGAAGCGGGAAGCUAGGCAGAGUGAAGAGGUGGAGAGGGUGCGCAAGGCGGCGGAUAUGGCGAGGAAGAUUAUCGCGAGGAGGAGGAAAGAGGAUGAGCGGAGUUUGGAGGUGGUGAGGAAGGUUGCAAAGCCUUGUCCUGGGUGUGGAUGGGCGAUUCAGAAGUUCGAUGGAUGGUGA